Lucilia sericata (common green bottle fly) is the source of this 3175-nucleotide messenger RNA. RefSeq lists its product as uncharacterized. The transcript has 3 exons. NCBI's taxonomy places the organism in Eukaryota, Metazoa, Arthropoda, Insecta, Diptera, Calliphoridae. The record is from RefSeq and is a predicted model, not a curated record. The annotation marks the transcript as partial.
UUGUGUAGUAAAGACGUCUCGCCUAAAAACGGAUUUUCGUUAAAGUAUAAAUUUUUAAAUGAAAAGUGUAUGACCACCACAAUAUUUUAGUCAUUCACUUAGUCAAAUGUGGUAAUUUUAUUGUUGUGUGUGUGUUUUUUUUAAAGAAAAAUACUUAAUAUUGAAAAAAUUUAAAAAAAAAAUCUCUCAGACUUAUUAAAGUUACAAAAAAUUGGAAGGAGAUAAUAAACGGAAUUUAGAAAAUUUUAAUUGAAUUAAUAUAGAAAAAUAAGUGUAAUACAAAUAAAUCAUUUGCAAAACAGAUUUUGUUGCCUAUGUUAAGGCGUUACGUUAUAAUAAAAUAACAAAGAGCAGAGAAAAUUCAGAAGAUAGGCUGUCUGUCUGUUUUUUUCUUCUUUGCAACGUGUAGGCACGAAUUGUUUAUGAAUAAAUUAUUUAAAAAAUACAAAAUUUAUUUAACAAAACAGUUUUAAGCAAACAUGUAUAACAAAUUAUAAAUUAAACAAAAUGUGAAAAAUUUAUAAUUCAUGAUUAAAGAGAUAAGGAAAAAAACGUAAAGAAAUUAAAAGGAGAAGAGUAAAAAUUCUAUUUAAAAAUAUUCCAAGGGCAUACAAUUGUCAACAACCAACCAUAACUACUAACUGCAGUUGUAGCAGUCAGUGAUAUAAUUAAAGUAAAAACCAAAAAAAAAAUGUGAGAUAAUAAUAUGCUGCAACAACAAACCAGUGUUAAAUACUGUUAAAUGAAAAGGAAAUAAAAAAAGCAAAGUAUAUGUUAAGGGGCGUUUAAAAGAAAAAACAUAUACAGUUUAAUACGCCAUUUUACUACUAACACAACUAAAUUUUAAUACUGAAUGUGUGGAAAUAAAUCUAUAUUAGUGUUUGUUGUAAACGUGUAUAUAUGACAGUAUUUAUGAAAAACGUGUGUUUACUUUACCACAAUCGAUAACUUACUGAAGCUUAAAAUAUUAGCGGCUGUAAAACCCACAGUUAGCUAUUUACAGCAAAAUAAUCUCAAGCACUGCCUUCCUUGGCAGCUGCCAACUACUAGUAACCAUAAAACAUUGUGAAAAAAAUGUAUUUAUAAAAAGUUGAAAAAACGUGUGUGUUUGUAAAAAUUUUCCAGCUUUAAUAUUUCUAAAGAAAACACCCAGAAGAAGCAUAAAAUAAAGCAAAAUUAUACAAAAAAAAUCUAAUAAGAAAAAGUUGCUCUGUAUGUAGUGAGUGUAUGUGUGUGGAAAAGAAUUCUUUAAAAUACUUUUGAAUUAUUAAGAAAUGUUGGCAAAUGUAUGUCAGCCAACCAACCAGCCACAACGGAUUACAACGAAACCCACAAAAACAACAAACAAACUUUGCUGCUGCUGUUGUUGUUGUUGUGACGCCAUUGUAAUUAAGGAUAUAACUCAUAUUCAGCACAAACAACAACUACAACAUUAAGAACAUAAACAGAGAACUGCAGAUUACAAGGACAAUCAAUAAUCAUACAAUGGACACAGGCUAUACAGCAGAAAAAUAAAAGCACAGAGCCACAAAAAUAAAUAAAUAAAUGAAUGAAUAAAUAAAUAUUUUUGUGAUUAAGCUAUAAAAACAGCAACAACAACAAAAUAACAAUACCAAGACCACAAAGCCAACAAGAAAAAAACAACAAAAUAUAUAUAAAUAAACAACAAAACGAAUAAAAGGAAAACCAUUUCAACCGCAAAUAAAAUAAAAAAAACAACACGACACGACACCAGGACAUUCAUCAUUCGACAAAGCCAAAGCCACCAGCAUCAGCAUGUUGUAUAACGAUUGCCUCCUGCUUCUACAUUGGCCUCAUCAUAUUUUACAAACAGUUCCAGUCCUAAUGAGAUGUAGCACUAGUCAUGCCACAGCAGUAGCAGCAACAAACACAAUCGCCAUUAGUAGCCUCCUGUAUAAAUAAAUAAACAAGGACUCAUUUGUAAAUUGCCUAGAUCCUACAAAAUAUAGAAAAAAAGGAACGAAAAAAAACCAAACAAACAAAGUAAAGCAGAGUAAGCAGACGUUGGCUAAGAGAGAGAGAGCGUGUAAAAAGUUUAAAUAAACAAUAGUACUUUUAAAAUUGUUUUUGGUUUGUUGAUCCCCCUAAAAAAAUUUAGCCAGGUGUCGAAAUAAAAGAAACUUGGCAGCUUUUACCUUUUUUGGCAAAUAUUAUGGAAGCAUUUCAUUUAAAGCGUCCAACUCCCGCAGAGUCGCUCUUAAGCAGUAGAAGAAGCAGAAGACCGGAUAUACAAAGAGGGUGUAUUAGUAGUAGUGAUAGUGAAAUUAGAGCGGCGUCACUGGGAUGCAAUAAAAUAUUAACAACGACGACGAAAACGGAAACGACAUUAACUUCAGUAGAAAAUAUAAAAUCAACAGCAGUCACAUCAUCAACAGUAGUCACAUCAUCAGGGAGUAGUAGCAUACAUAUACCACAACUUUUACUAUCACUAACACCACCACCACCAUCAUCAUCAUCACCAUCUACAGGAAUAUUCCCACACAUACGACGUAGAAAUUUAUGGAGUUGUUUUCAUUUAAGACAUGAUUUAACCUGUAUUAUGAUGACAAUGUUGUUUGUUAUAUCAAUUGUAUUAUCGGGAAAUUCAGCUUUAGCCGCUCAAAGGGAAUCCUUCAAACCCAAAGAUACAAAUAGCAUCAACAACAAUAACAAUAAUGCAAAUGCCAUAUUCAAUGAAAUAGGCAGCAGUAGUGCGGGGGGCAGUGUUAAUGCUGGUGGUGGUAGCUUAAGUAGCAGCAGCGGAAACGGAAAUGCUGUCAGCCAUAGUAAUGCCAAUAAUAUAAGCAACGGAAAUACCAAUGUCAACAAUAAUAACAAAAAUAUUGGUUUGGGCACUUUAAGCACAUCACAAAAAACCACAACGAGUCUAACCACCAGCACAUCAACCAGUACCAGCUCAACAGCUGCUAAUGGUGGCAGUGGUUAUGCCACCACUACAUCCACUCACACCACCAGCUCUAGCUCCAGUUCCAGCUCGAGUGGUGUUAGCAGUAGUUCUCACAAAACAUCCAGCUCACAACGCAAUUCCAUAGAACUGCAGGAGACCCAACAAAAUGGUCCCUAUUUCGAUAAGGCUGCUUCAAAGAAUGUCACCGCUUUGUUGGGCAAGACAGCGUAUUUAAAUUGUCGUGUUAAAAAUCUAGGCAAUAAAACU